This is a messenger RNA of Parathielavia appendiculata, 1026 nucleotides long. Its product is annotated as galactose mutarotase-like protein. The coding region runs from base 1 to 1026 and encodes 341 amino acids. Gene Ontology annotation, molecular function: carbohydrate binding; aldose 1-epimerase activity. The record is from RefSeq and is a predicted model, not a curated record. Gene Ontology annotation, biological process: beta-D-galactose catabolic process via UDP-galactose, Leloir pathway; glucose metabolic process. The transcript has 2 exons. Lineage: Eukaryota; Fungi; Ascomycota; Sordariomycetes; Sordariales; Chaetomiaceae.
AUGGCUGACGCACCCGUCACAUUCCUGCCUCUUGGCGCCAUCAUCCAAGAGCUCCGCGUUGGCGGUAUCAACAUCGUGCAGGGCUUCCCGGAGCAAUCUCACUACGAGAGAUACAACGGCCCGUAUUUCGGCGAGACCAUCGGCCGGGUUGCCAACCGCAUCAAGGGCGCCAAGCUCGACGGCCUCAAUGGCGGCCAGACAUACACCCUUGCCGCCAACAACGGGCCCAACAACUUGCACGGCGGCAAUGUUGGAUGGGGCAAGAAGAUCUGGAACGGCGGCACUCCCGUCGGAGUGCGGAAGAUUCCCGGCAUCGAGGGCCUCGAAGGCGGCGAGAGCGUCAAAUUCACCCUGGUUAGCCAGGACGGCGACGAGGGGUUCCCGGGGACAGUUGAGGUUAGCGUGGUUUACACCGUCGGCAAGCAGGUGCAGGACGGGAAGGAGGUGAUUGUGCUGGCCAUGGAGUACGAGGCGGAGCUGAUUGGUGGGGCCGAUGAGACGGUCAUCAACAUGACAAACCACUCCUACUUCAACCUCACUGGUGGCCCCACAAUCGAGGGCACCGUCGUCACCCUCGCCACGAACAGCCACCUCCCGCUCGAUGACGGUGGCAUCCCGACCAGCGGCCCCAAGCCGUUCAGCAAGGUGGAGGCCAACAAGGCCUUCACCCUCGGAGCGCAGGAGCCGGACAUCGACGACUGCUUCAUCGUCAACGAGGCGCCCGACAAAGUCCCCAUCGACACCCGUUCGCAGGCCCUGAGCAAGCACGUCAGCGCCUACCACCCUGAAUCCAACAUCCACCUCGAGGUGCUCAGCACCGAGCCCGCGUUCCAGUUCUAUACCGGCAAGUACAUCGACGUUCCCGAGGUCGCCGGCGUUCCCGCUCGCAAGGCCCGCAGCGGCUUCUGCGUCGAGCCCAGCCGGUGGGUCAACGCGUGCAACGUGCCCGAGUGGAAGAGCCAAAUGCUGCUCAAGAGGGGCGAGAAGUACGGCUGCCGCAUUGUGUAUCGGGCGUGGAAGGAGUAG